Messenger RNA from Aureococcus anophagefferens, 2544 nucleotides. RefSeq lists its product as hypothetical. Gene Ontology annotation, molecular function: protein binding. Bases 1 to 2544 code for a protein of 847 amino acids. Lineage: Eukaryota; Pelagophyceae; Pelagomonadales; Pelagomonadaceae. The record is from RefSeq and is a predicted model, not a curated record. The transcript has a single exon.
AUGGGCGACGCGCUCCUCGACGCCGCGUCGGUGCUCGGGCUGCCCGGCGGGUCGGCGCCGCUGCGCAUGCCCGAGCUCGGGCCCGGCGCGCGGCCGCGGCUCCACCUCGCGCCGCGCGAGUCCGCCGGCGUCCACUUCGAGUGGCGCGCGAGCGGCGCCGGCGGCGCGAGCCCGCGGGGCAGCCUCGUCGUGAGCGGCUAUGUUUCGGCCGCGGCGGAAAAAAGAGCGAAGGCCGCCGGCGCGCGGCCCGGCGCGGCCCUGCUGAGCGUCAACGGCGUCAUCCUCGGCGACCGCGACAAGGGCUUCAUCAUGCAGCGCAUGAGUUCGACGCUGGGCGUCGCGCGGCAGCUCGGCUUCGGCGACUUUCCGGAAGCGGAGGCGGCGCCCGCGCUGCGCCACUCGACGUCGCAGCAGACCCUAAAAACGGCGCCGGCGUCGCCCCUCGCGCCCAAGCCCGCGUCGGCGUCGUCGGCGCCGCGCGCGUCGAACGCCGGGAGGUAUACGUCCUACCAACCGCCGCCGCUCGCGCGGCCGCCGGUCGCGCGGCAAACGAACCCCUACGCGGCGCCGAGCUUCGAGGCGCGUCGCCAAAACCCCUACGCCGCGACGAGCUUCGAGACCCGCGGCGCCUACCCCGCGCCGCCGCGGAGCUUCGAGGGCCACGCGGCGCGGCCGCCCGAGCCCGCGGCCAAGCGCGCGCUCGUCGCGCCCGCGGACCCCUACAGCACGAGCUCGCGGCGGCGGCGCAUCACCCACGAGUUCGCCGCGCGCGCCGUCUGGCCCCUGCUCCGCGACGCGGCCUACCGCGCGACGGUCCGCUGGACGCGCGGCCGCGCGGCCGUCGCGUGGCAGCGCCGCGCGCGCGGCGCGGCCGCGCGGCGCGCCGCGGCGCGGCGCCGCCGCCGCCGCGACGCCGCCGCGGCGACGCGGACCCAGGCCUGGGCGCGGCGCUACCUCGCGCGCGCCGCGCGCUACGCGCGCGCCGUCGCCGCGGCGCAGCGCGCGGCGCGCGCGUGGCUCGCCGUCGCCGAGGCCUGGCGCCGGCGCCGCGCGCUCAUGCGGCGCUGGCUCGGCGCCGUCGGCGACGCCCAGCGCCUCUGGCGCGGCGCCGCCGCGCGCGCGCGCGCCGCGCGCGUGCGCCGGCUCCGGGAGGCCAUGCGCCGCUGCCUCGGGCUGUUGAGCUUCGGCGCGCGCUUCGUCGCGCUGCGGCGCUGGCGCGACGAGACGCGGCGCGCCCUGGCGCUCCAGCGCGCCGCGCGGCGCUGGCGCGCGUUUCUUCUCGAUCGCGCGGCGUUCCGCGCCAUGGUCCGCCGCGCGGCGCUCGCGGCCGAGGUCUUACGGCGGAGCGCGCGGCAGCGGCGGCGCCGCCGGGCCUGGGACGCGUGGCGAACCGCCUACGCCGAGGAGCUCCGCUCGGACCGCAUCAAGGCGGCGCUCGCCGCGCGCGCGGCCGCGGAGCUUUUGGCGCGGCUCGCGGCGCAGAAGGCGAUGGAGGUGAGCGAGGACGAGGGCAUCGACGCGCCGUCGUCCGAGGACACGGAGAGCGUCGAGGAGGAGCCGGCCUGGACGCCGCCGGACCGGACCUGCGUGCGCUGCGGCCACCGCGGGCCCGGGAGCGGCUUCGCGCUCUCCGACGACGUGUGCCUCGCGUGCUUCGGCGAGGAAGCCGCGCGGCUCGCGCGGCUGCGCGAGGCCGAGGCGCGGCGCGCGCGGGCCCAGCUGAGGCUCCAGGCCUGGUGGCGCCGCGUGCUCUGCGAGGUCGCCUUCCGGCGGCGCCUCGCCGCGCGGCGGCGCUGGCGCGAGGAGGAGCGGCGCUGGCGCGCGGCGACGGUCGUCGCCGCGGCGGCCCGCGCGCGGCGCGCGGCGUCGCGGUUCCGCGCGCGGCGCCGCGCGGCCGCGCGCAUCCAGGCGCCCUGGCGCGGCAAGCUCGGGCGGGACGCCUUCGAGCGCAUGCUCGACGAGGCCAUGGUCGAGAUCACGAAAAUCGCGGACGCGUCCUUCGCGGAGCUCGCGGACUGGCCCCCGAAGCCGGAGCGGCUCCCCAACGGCGACUGGAAGCGGCCGGCCUGGAUGGAGGACAUCAGGGACGACACGGAGGACGUCUACGAGCAGUUGCUGCUCCUCGCGCUCAAGAAGCCGCCGCCGCCGCCGAAGCCGCCGCCGGAGCCCGACGACCCGGUCUACGACGGCGAGGACGAGGCCGCGUGCGCGUUCCUGAAAUUCAUGCUCAAGCAGACGCCGCCGCCGCCCUACUGCAUGGAGGACCCCAAGGCCCACCUGCGGAAUUUGGCCAAGAACCUGCCGCGGCGGAAGCUCGACCUCGGCCAGCCGCCGGAACCGCCCAUCGAGUGGGACUACGCGCCGGGCGACCCGCGCCGCGACGAGUCCUACGAGGCCGAGGCGAAGCGCCGCGCACCGCCCCCGCCGCCGCCGCCGACGAAGGUCGACCUCUUCCUCGAGCAGUGGUACAAGGACCACCCGGAGUGCCCGCGGAUCGACUUCGACUUCAAGGACGACUGGGCCGACCCCAAGUUCGGGCGCUAG